Didymodactylos carnosus is the source of this 525-nucleotide messenger RNA. The record is from the annotation of a GenBank genome assembly. Lineage: Eukaryota; Metazoa; Rotifera; Eurotatoria; Philodinida; Philodinidae.
AUGUCUGCUCUUAUAAAGAUGUAUGCUAAAAAAACGAACACAUUGGAACCAUGUGAUGGUACUGAUGAUAGUGGUUAUUUUAAUUCAGUCAAAAAUAUUGGACUGGAAAAAGAUGCAAAAACACAAAAAAUUAAAUCUGAUGAUACAAUGGAAUUUCGUAUGACACCAGUGCCAAUUUAUAACAAAGAGCAAAUGGAACAAUUGUAUUGGAGAGAGGUGUGCGAUGGUAAAAUUGAUUGUUGGCAUGCGAUUGAUGAAAGUAGCAUGUGUUUCGAAUUAGAACGAAAUCACUGUGAUAAUGAACUCGAAUACCGUUGUCGUAUGGGCACGUGCAUAUCGAAAAGUUUUGGAUUUGAUAUUUAUCCCGAUUGUAUGGAUGACAGUGAUGAAGUUGAUACGAAAGUUGUAACACGCCGUUAUUCUGUACGUAUGUUUUCAUCGACCAUUGAAUGCGGGGAACAUUUUUGUGGUCAUGCACAAUUUUCAUGCAAUGAUGGACAAUGUUUACGAAAUUAUUUUCAUUAG